UAAACAAACAUGAGAGUGUGAGGAGCACAGAAUUUACAUUAAUUAUGGCCAAAAACUUGAAUAAACCAUCCUUGGCCAACAAGCUGGCCAAACGGGGAGAUGUGAUAAAGCCCGCAGAGAUAAUUAACCGACAGAAUAGGGCGGAUAAUGUGAGAGAUAUUGAGGAUCUGGUCGGUGGGGCAGGAUCAAGUACCUCCAUCUACUUCUCUCGGAUACGAACCCGCAAGCAGCGUCUCUUUAAGGGAGAGUCCCUAAAAUUGGAGGCCCUUAAAAAGGAGCCCUUAUCUCCAACUCGAGUUCCACCAAAAAUAAAUAAGAAGGAAGAUCAUGCGGUAACCAAAAUUCAAAUGGGUUCCGCAACUGUAGUCAAGUGUAAAGUGGUGCAAGCGGCAGAUUCUCCCCUAAGGAUUGAAAAGAUCAAGAAGGAAAUGGUACCGCAAAUAAAGCAGGAACUGCAUGUGAUAGAGAGUCAAGAGGUUUUAAAUAGCAUUAAGACAGAACUGGAGCCCCAAGUGGAUCCAAAUUUAUACCAGGAAGUACAAGCACCGCAUUCCUUAUGGUAUAGUCAUUUGGAAAAUAUACGCAUCAUGAGAAACUCUAAAACUGCUCCUGUGGACACCAUGGGAUGCCAUCGCUGCGCGGACUCCAAAGCAGAUGAAAAGACCCAACGCUUUCAAAACCUAGUAGCCCUGAUGUUGUCCAGUCAAACCAAGGAUCAAACCACUUUUGAAGCCAUGAAUCGCCUUAAGGAGCGAACUCUAACUCCAAUCAAAUUGAAGGAAAUGCCCGUGACGGAACUGGAGAACUUACUGCAUCCCGUUUCCUUUUAUAAGAACAAAGCCAAAUACCUCAAGCAAACUGUGGAGAUACUAAUGGACAAGUAUGAUUCAGAUAUUCCGGAUAAUCUCAAGGACCUCGUGGCUCUUCCAGGAGUUGGGCCCAAGAUGGCCCAUAUAUGUAUGGCGGUGGCCUGGAAUAAGAUCACCGGAAUCGGAGUGGACGUCCACGUGCAUCGCCUGUCAAAUAGAUUGGGUUGGGUACCGAAGCCCACAAAGGAGCCGGAGCAAACCCGAAUCGCGUUGGAGAAGUGGCUGCCUUUUGAUCUCUGGUCGGAGGUUAAUCACCUAUUCGUUGGAUUCGGUCAAACCAUUUGCACCCCAGUGAAACCUAAUUGCGGAGGAUGUCUAAACAAGAAUAUUUGUCCUUCAGCCAACGUUGAAAUUAAACCAAAAAAGAAGAGGGACCGUUAGUAAUAUAAAUUGCAUUCCAGUAUUUAAAAAAGCCAUGCCUAUGCUUACAAAUUUAGAAGUAUUAAGCGAUGAAUUGUGUUAACCAUCUCAGGAAGAAUGAGUUCCAUAGGGACUGUAAGUGCCAAGUUAUAUAUUAAAUGAAGAUUCGAAUAUUUAGAAAGACCUAAGGGCUUAUAAUUUCACAGUUACAUGCAUUCCAUUAAAAAUACAAAUAAUAAAUUUAACACUUAAAUUAAAAAUAAA
This is a messenger RNA of Drosophila biarmipes, 1493 nucleotides long. RefSeq names its product endonuclease III-like protein 1 (gene Nthl1). NCBI's taxonomy places the organism in Eukaryota, Metazoa, Arthropoda, Insecta, Diptera, Drosophilidae. The coding region runs from base 45 to 1250 and encodes 401 amino acids. The record is from RefSeq and is a predicted model, not a curated record. Gene Ontology annotation, cellular component: nucleus. Gene Ontology annotation, molecular function: DNA-(apurinic or apyrimidinic site) endonuclease activity; oxidized pyrimidine nucleobase lesion DNA N-glycosylase activity; DNA binding. Gene Ontology annotation, biological process: nucleotide-excision repair; base-excision repair; base-excision repair, AP site formation. The transcript is spliced from 4 exons.